Molecule: messenger RNA, 7090 nt
Organism: Dreissena polymorpha
Lineage: Eukaryota; Metazoa; Mollusca; Bivalvia; Myida; Dreissenidae
Product: DDB1- and CUL4-associated factor 15-like
Exons: 13
Coding region: 35-2320 (761 amino acids)
Biological process (GO): protein ubiquitination
Cellular component (GO): Cul4-RING E3 ubiquitin ligase complex
Source: RefSeq, a predicted model, not a curated record
AUGGCAAGUUCGAUCACUCUAGCAAGCAAAGACCAUGUCUUAUGAAAAUAAAUCUGAUGAACGCGAUCCAAGUUUGCUCACUAAACUGUACAAUCGAGAGAUCCAUGGAUCAGAUCGCAUUCACCGCAAGGCCCGCCCUCAGAGGUUGUUCAAGAAAAUUCCAAAGAGGCUAUGCUACAGACUCUCUGCUUUAAUCCCACAAUCUGUUUUGGAAACAGAAGGAUAUGUAUUCCUGGGCUUCACAAAGUGUGGUCAGUUUGUGGUCUCGUACACAUGUCACAUGGAUGCGGAGGAACAGUCUGGCCUGCCUUGCUACAUGUUCAAGCUGCAAUGGUGGUGGUUUGUGCCUAGCAGACCUCUGGUGAAGGUGUCUGAAGUUCAGUUGUUUGGAGAGGUGGAGAUCUUACAGGACCUCUACAUCAUGUUCUGUGAGUGGCCGGAGGAUAGGACUCAGGUUGUUGUGUUUGGACACAGCUUGCCCCGUGGUGAACAGGAAAGUUGCCAGUGUUACCUGACUGUGACCGCCAUUCCAAGUCUGGCCCCCUGCAAGCAGUGCAGGGACCUGCAGACAAGUCCCGAUGACAAGACCCUCUGUCUCAAGCACAGUUUCUGUCUGCACACCAAGUAUGAGCUCACCCCACCGUUUCCCAUCUUCUUCCCUCGGGUUCAGCUCAAGUGUGACGGCCAGGUGAUCAUCAACACUGGCGACUCCGUGGUGGCACUACACAUCGAUCUGGAUGGCAUGGAACACAAGCCUGAAGGGGCAUCAGUAUUAAAAGUGAAAGAGUUGCUUGUCAGCGACAAAAGCAAAGAGAUGGUGUGCACCUCCCCUGAACCUAAUAGGGAGUUUGUGUGGAACACAGGCACAUCAAAUUCUCUGCCCUUGAGUGUGGACUGCCCUCAACUAUCUACUGAAUCUCUGCCCUCUGUCUCAACUUCAUCGUACAAAACGGAGCAAGUCGAUAACCUGGACUUAACUUUGUGCGCCGAUCACGAAUCGCAAAAGGAAAACACGUCUUUCAACAAUCAAGACUUUAAGCUCGAGAGAAUUAAAAGCCCUCCGAAAUCACCAAAAUCCAGUCUUUCACAGAAUCAAAGAAGCCCUGUGAUGGUACCUGAGAAAUGGUUUGACUCAAUUAAUCUACCUCACUGCCACAGUACCUCCAACCCACCUGUCUCAAUUCAGUCACCUUCUAGUCGUAAAGCUCGAUCCAUCAGCACAGCCAGUGCAGAAAUCCACACCAGGGAUUUAUACAAUUUCGACUCAGACGACAGCGAAGACAAUAGUUACAGUUUCAUGUGCCCUAGUGUUCCCAAAGUGACCCUUAAAGCCAAAUCUCCGAGUGGAUCUGACGUCGUUUCACAUCCACACAAUCUUGUGAUAUCACCCAGUGUUCAUUUGCAACGCCAGCUUGCCUUCAGCGUUAACAAAGCUAGUCCCUUACUGAACAAUAGCCAAGCAUUGAAUUGUCCCACCUCUGCAGAAAGUCCAAAAUUAACAUUUGAGCAUAUUCAGUCCACUCGAGGUAUUUUUGGACUGGGUCGCUCUUUCUUUUCUCCGAGUAACAGUGAAAAUAGUUUUGGUGGUACCAGUAGCAGUGCUGAGAGUGUGAUUGUGCAGGUCAACGAUGCUAGAACUGUCACUCAUUCAUGGAGAAAAUUCUCCUACCAUGGUGAUGCAGCUGUGGACUCUACGCUUGUUAUAGAAGAUGACUUUGACCUGACCUACAGAAGUGUUCUACCAGCAGAGGUUCGAGGGACCAAGAACAGACAACUCUCGCUCAGUCUUGACCCAGCAAAUGAUGGACAUAAAGAGCAGAUUUGUGUGAAGCAGCUGACCUUUGACAUCGAACAUUACAUGGAGGAAGCAAUACGGAGUGCUGCCCCUUGGGCAGAUCGAUAUAUUGCCUUCACCAACUAUGAUCUACAAAUACUGGAUGUUUAUCCUGAUAGAAAUGAAGUGCUGGCCAAAGUAUUCGCUCUGAUAUCUGCAAGGGAAGAUGGCAAGAAAAGGAAAUUCUAUAAACGAAGCAAAAGUCCAGAAAAACUUUACCAGACCAGUUUUACCUUUGAACUCAAUAUUCAAUCAGGUGUGUAUGAGACCCUUGUGAUUGAAGACCUUUCUCUGAUGGAUGAUAAGGACCUGAGGAGCAAGGAUUGGAAGCCUGGUUUCAGAGAGAAUGCGUUGCUAAGACGUCAAGUGUUCAUUCCACAGUCAUUGAAGCGAAGUGUACAUGUGCUGUCCAAUGAAGCCGUUUUCAAGGGGAAGUCUCUACAGAUGAUCCUGUUUCCUGAGCAUUUCACAGCACUGGUCCUGUAACUAGGUCACAUAGAAUAGAAGCUUCAUUGAGAGCUACGCUGGAAGUUAGAAGUUAUCAAAAACUGUGCUAAAUACAGAAAAUGUGUUAUGUGAAAAUGGGUUUUAUGGCAUAUGCAGCCAGUGCUGCACCAGACUAUCCUGGGCAUUCACGCAUUCUGAUAAGAAGCUACCCUUUCUGCUAUCAAGUCACGCAAGGUUUCAUGGUAUCAUUAUCAGAGAGUGAACACGCAGGUAGGUCUGGUCCUACACUGGCUGUGUAUGGCAUAAGACCUUAUUUUGCAUGACUCGUGGCAGACGGUGGUUUCAGAAAGCCUUGACAUCAUGGUAAGCCACAGCCAGCUACAUUGUCAGACAUUCUAUUCAUGUUAGAGUUCUGUGAAUUCAAAAACUGACCAUGAUGUAUAGUGAUAUGUUGAUUUUAUGUGUGACUAGAUUUUGUUCUUAGACACUGGCACCAACUUUGUUGAAGGUCGUGCAGAUUUAGGGAUACUUGCAUAUACCAUGUUCACUUGUGACAUUUUGUUAGAAUUUGUAAGCUCAAUGAUUAUUGUCAAAGCGUAUCUUGUUCAAUUUAAAGAUUCAAUUAUUAAAAUAUUUAAAAAUAUUCAAUAAUUUAGUUAAAAUUCAAGUAAUAAACACCAGUAAAUACGAUAAUAUUUAACACCAGAGUAAGCUUUUUGUUAAUGUGUAUCUGGUAUGUCAUUGUCUAACCAGUAUAAUAAAAUGAAAUACAUUUCAAACAAUAGUCAAAUGACACUAAGCGGUGACAAUGUAAAUAUUGAAACAUCUAAAAAUAAGAAUAUGUAUGGCCCCUAUGAGCUUGUUGAAUGAAGAAGAGUGAUGCAAAAAGGGCAAAUUUCAUCAUUAUAGGAUAUUUUGUUACUUGAGUAGGAUGGAUUAAUUUAUGUUUCCUUGACAAAAUUCAUUAUUUUAAGUAUUGCCUUUUAGCCCAUGCUCUGGUCUUCUAUUAUAAGGCUGUAAAGCUGAUAUCAGGGGUGUGAUUUUUCCGCGGAUUUCCGCGGAUCGGGUUGUCCCGGAUGUCACUUCUGAGAUUUGCGUAAAUUCGUUUCUAAAAAUGUGGAGGAGAAGGGCUACUACCGAUUCCACGGACGUAUUUCAUAAGCGGCCCUAAGUAUCCGCGGACCGCGAAAUCUCUCCGCAUUUUACACUGGUAGAUUCUGCCUAAGCAUUUUUAAAUCGAGCCAUAUAAUUGGCUGUCGUUUCCCAAUCUUCCAAUUAAAAUUGUGUUCUUAAAAUGCGCUCUGUGAUUUGUUUGCAAAUGGCGCCGUUGUGAAGAGAAAAUUAAGAUUAUUGAAAUAACAAAUAGCAAUCGAAUAAACGACUGACAUCACCUAGUCUGAUAGGAAUAAUGAAAUGUGUUUGUCAAAAAAAAGACUACGUUUUAAAUACAAGCAACACAUAUUUUGUAAAGAAAUGUGCCCACUGAAUUUGUGUCACGGAAACCGGUGUUUCACUGUUUGCAAAUUGGAGUGUAGUCUACUCGCGAAGUAAAACAAUUUAGAGAGUAUCGUUCGAACAUGGAAAUAGACAAACAUGAUUUGAUUUUUAUAUGUCAGUGGGUCUGUGUAUAAUCAGAUUCAUAUGCAUAUUCUGCUUUAUUAUGUUUGUCACGCUGUUCAGUUAACAGAAAUAGCUUUGAACUGAGUGAAGAUGUGAAAUGCAAGAUAUUGAAAGGUAAACAAAUUAAAUAUAUUAAUUUAACUCAGUUAAUGCAUCAUUAACACCAGAAGAACACUCAAGUGUGUUUGUUUAUAUUUAGUCUAUUAACUGUCAUUCAAUACAUUGAAAAUCUGCUGCUAUUGAUCACAAUAAAUACUUAACUGUUUACUUUGCAUCCUCAGUAUGUUAAAUGUGAAGUUUAACAGGUUUUUAUAAAGAAAUAUUGUUAUGAAGUUCAAAAAGUUGUUUAUUUUAAUGUCUGUUUUUAUGUUUGUCAUUGCGUUAUGUGCGCCAUUCGCGUAGUCAAAAUCAGUCUACAUAAUUUUCCUCCCCUCUGACUUUGCCUCAAUCACACCCCUGGAUAUGUAAACAAACAAUUAUUUACAAUUCAAAAUACUUUACAUAAAUCAAAUAUGUAAAAGAUAUAUGUAUGGGAAUAACAUGUUAUAAAUGUUAAUUUUUUUAUCAUUUUUUUGUUUCUUUUUUAAUCAUCCCUCAUAUUCUAUGUCAAUUUCAUUCUUCAGUCUUCAGUUUAAGUAUCAUGUAUUUUACCUCAUGUCAUGGACAAUUAAUAGUUUGUUUUACUAGACCUGACUCGAUCAUUAUAUAUUUUUUAGUAUUGCUUGUGCUUUGUUCAUUAUGGGAAAAAUAGAAUAAUUCACUGUGAUGGAAGACCACCAUCUUUGAGCAGUCUUCAAGCAUGCUAACAUAGGCUAAAAAGCCUUAGACAAGUUUGCUGCCUGUCUAGUAUCUAACAAGUGCAUAUGCUUGUUUUCUUGUAUAAAUGCUGUUGAUAUGAAUAAUGGCUAUUGAAAAUUUUACUUUACAUACUUUUAUCAAUGCUUUUGUUAUGUUAAGGCCAUUUGAAAAUGUUCUUUUUUGAAAGACUUCACUAUUUUAUCUUGCAUUUCACUGGGUUGUGCUUGUUUUACACUUUUACAAGUUUUAGACAUUAAAUCUGAAAUAUUAUACUUAAUUAUUACCAGGUGUUGUGAUUUCUUAACUUAGAUGCACUAGUGCAGGUGAUUGACGACGUAGGCUGUCUUGGCAGCGAAGUGGUUGGUUUACUUGCUUCUGACCUAGGUUUGUUUCCUGUUUGGGGGCACAUUAGCAUUGUUAGUGGUCACGCCCACCAUAAUGCAGCAUAAGGUUUCGAAGGACCUCAUUAACCAAAUGCAAUAAAACAUUUACAGAAAGCUUGUUAUUUGAAACUACAAAGUACAAUACAAAUAAAAACUUAUAUUUAUUCUUGCAAUUUAUGUUAAAGUAAUGGCAUUUAAUAGUUGUUUUUGAGGUUUGAUUAUCUUACAGUAUGAAUAUUAUACAGUUGAAUGUUUUUUGUGUGUAAAAUAGCAAUAUAAACAGUAUUAGUAACAAACGUUUCCUUCUGACACAUUGAAGAUUUUUGCUACCACCAAUUAUUUUUAUGUUGUUUUCAUUGUAUUUAGUCGUUUUUGUUUUGUUGUAUUUUUUUAUUGUCAUUUGCUUGUUGUUAAUGAUUAUGUAUGCAGUUUUAAUUUCUGUAGUCUUUAAAUUCCUUACUUUACUAAGCAAAAUUUUACUUUUUUACCCCAUUUUUUUAAUGCAACCACUUAAUUUGUUUUCAACAUAUUAAAGUGUACUUAAGUUAGGCCAACACGCAAGGGCAAUCCAUUUACAUGUAUGUAGAAUCAGUAAUUAACAAAAGCAGUUUGAUCAAGCAAGCCUAAAUUGUUGUACGAUUACUCGAGACAAAGACGAUGUUACAUGCCUGCCUACAUGGAAAUAGAAUCUGAGGCAGCCUGGUUUAAAAUUCAUUAGUCGCAGACUAAGCAGGCAUGUGGUUAUCUUGAUCGAUGUUAAAUUGAGGAAAUCAUUAGUAAUUGCUCUGCUCAUAAAUGCACAUACAAUUAUUCACAAGUAUUUACAUACAUUAAGUUCCUAUGUACAUUAUCACUUCACCCACUGGUCAUGUUACAAACUUUGUAAUACGAAAAUGCAGUCUUUCUACAUAUGUCAUUUGAUAUUGUUCAAUUGUAACACUGUGAAUUUGUUUUGACAUGUUUUAUGUUGUUGUUAAUGCAUUAUUGUAUUUGAAGAUGCGUAAAGAAAUACAGAUUUAGCCUUGCUGAUUGGUACAUGUACAUUCAGAUGUUUUUAUUGAUUAGACUUUUGAUCUGCAAGACAUAAACAAAUAAAUAUAUAAUGUCACAAAGAAAUGUUCUUAUUGAUAAAUGCAACCAAAUUUGAUUUCAAUUGCCGAGUAUUUGAAGAAGAAUAAUGACUUCGCUAGUUCACCUUGUAAAUAGUUGACAAAAGGCGAAAUAAAACGCUUGUUAUUUUGUCAAUUACUUUAUUAUUUUGUUUCAAGAUGAUAAAAUGAACACAGAAAUUGUUUCCAUGCACAAUCAAAACAUGGCAAAUAUAACAGAAUGCAUGAUGUACAUGUACAUCCAUCACAGGAAAAGAAUAUUUACAAUUUCAAUUUAGGUACAUACAUGCAAAUACUAUUUAAAAGAGCAUUUAAGAAGUGUCCAUAUGGUGAAAUUGGGUAUAACACCGUACUUCACUGUGGUACAAUCAUAAAUGUUUUACAAAAGAAAGCAGUCAGAUGAUAAAAAUGAAACAUACCGCCAUUUUGUAUAUUUCUUUACAUGCGUUAACUUUAAAAGCCCAGUGAGUCGAAUAUUCACUUGGCAGACUACAUUUGUUUAUACAACAUCAAAACUUGUAAAGGAAGAAAACUAAAGAAAGAAACUGCUAAAAGCAUGCACCAGCAUCACACUAGUCUUGUCAACUUUUGGCAACAAAAGACAAAUUGACAUCUGCAAAGAAUUGUAUUUCUGACUGUACUUUCUUGUUAAUGUUAAAAACGCACAAAUUAUUGUAAUGUACAUGUCAAACUUCAAUUUAGUAUUAAGGCAAUUUUUUGAUGUCUGUAAUAAAGUUAGGGUAACAUAGAAUCAAUUUUGAUUAAAGCAUAUUUAGCACUUCAAUAGUACCUGAUAAGCCACAUCACAUUUACAUCUUCAAUUAACAAAUAUCUCAAUGUAAUAGUAAACUUGAAUUGUGAUAUAUAUUAUUUAUACAUUUUUUACAUGAACAAUAUGA